AUGGUUGCUAAACUGGACUCCUCUGACAACAGCACUAUUGUCAUCAGUGCACCCUCAGCUCUUGAUGAUGGUGCCAUUCUUGCUUCGUAUGGUCUCGAGAGAGAUCUCAGUGGGGUUAUUGGUUGGGCUCGAGGCAGCGCACACCACCCUCGACACUGGCCUACUAGUCGGAAGGUCUACGAUACGGCUUUGAUCAUUUUGCUGGAGCUUUACACAACAGUCAUCAGUACCACAGGAGCAGCGGCUGCUGAUGCUGCUGGGCCAGAGUGUGGCAUGGGCAAGAUCACGGCACUGGUUGCCUUCACCUUCAUGUACCAGCUUGGCCAAGCAAUCGGAGGCUAUUUCAUACCUCCACUCUCAGAGCUUGCGGGCCGGAGAUACCCAUAUCUCGUGUCCUCGGCCGCCUUCAGCAUUUUCUGUGCAGUAAUACCUGCUGGGAGCUCAUCGACACCAGCGACCAUCUUUGUCGGGAGAUUCAUCACAGGCUUCGCAUCCGCCGUACCCUCAGUCGUCAUCGCAGGUAGCGUUGAGGACCUCUUCGACACGCGGGCUCGGGUGUGGGUUGUUGUCCUCUGGAAUGCCGCAACUACGAUCGCCCUCUGUAUUGGGCCAAUCUACGCAUCUUACAUCAUUGCGUCACCUCAGGGCUGGAAGUGGGUCUAUUACAGCGCGUCCAUCACCACAGGUGUGCUCACAUUGGCCCUCGUCGGAGUGAGGGAAAGCCGGCCGAGUGUCUUGCUGAGGCGCAGGGUGGCAAAGCUAGCACAGGAACAGGGUGACAACAUUGAUGACUUACGAUGGAAAAAUGCCGACCCGAGGCAGGGAGGCUGGAAGACGUUCGCGCACAUAGUGGUCAUCAGGCCGGCGUGCAUACUGCUCACCGAGCCACUUGUGGCUCUCAUUGCCUUCAUCUCGGGUAUCUCAUGGGGUGUCAUCUACCUGUUCACGGAGUCCACACGCGGGAUUUACCAGUCCAUGGGCUUCGACAAGACGACGGCCUCGUUGCCGUUCGUAGCCCUUGCUUGUGGGGUCUGCUUGACGUUCCUUCCACGUCUUUGGGAUAUGAAAGUCGUCUCUCGUCGUCAAAAGGCCAAAGAGCCGGUCGAGCCUGAGGAUAAAAUCAUGGGCUUCGCCUUCGCAGCACCGGCCCUGACCAUCGGUCUCUUCUGGUUCGCAUGGACCGUCCCGCCAGCAGCACCAAGUCUGCCCUGGAUCAUCCCCACACUCGCCUUGGUGCCCAUCGGCUUCGCCGUCAACGAGAUCGCAUACACACUUAGUGGCUUCUUGGCGGACUCAUACCUACUUUACAGCGCUUCCGCGUUUUCUGGCCUUGCCUUCGUCAGAGCCAUUCUCUCUGGUGUCAUGACGCUCGUGGCGCAGCCCAUCGCCGUGGGUCUUUUUGCGCUACAGCAAAAGGCUGAGACAGGCGAGUCCUUUUGCGCGGUAUAG
Molecule: messenger RNA, 1449 nt
Organism: Diaporthe amygdali
Lineage: Eukaryota; Fungi; Ascomycota; Sordariomycetes; Diaporthales; Diaporthaceae
Exons: 6
Coding region: 1-1449 (482 amino acids)
Biological process (GO): transmembrane transport
Molecular function (GO): transmembrane transporter activity
Source: RefSeq, a predicted model, not a curated record